This is a messenger RNA of Folsomia candida, 831 nucleotides long. RefSeq lists its product as uncharacterized. NCBI's taxonomy places the organism in Eukaryota, Metazoa, Arthropoda, Collembola, Entomobryomorpha, Isotomidae. The record is from RefSeq and is a predicted model, not a curated record. The transcript is spliced from 4 exons. Bases 16 to 759 code for a protein of 247 amino acids.
GAAGGUUACUUCACGAUGAAGAUCAGGGUUACAACUCACUCGUAUGCCCUUCAAAAACUUGGCAUCAUUCCGAAUCUGGGAGUAAAAGGAUACGGAAGUAGGACGACAAUUUCUCGGCCAACAACGCCUGCAAAAACUCUGCUGCUACUCAAAAUGCGUGUGGAGACUUUGAUCUUGACUUUGGGUCUCGUUACCGUUGGAGCUUUAGGAACGGAUGAACACCACGAAGAGCGAGGACACCUUUUACGAGGUAUUUUGGGCGACAAGUUAAUCGCCGGAGCUAACAAAUUGUUCGGAAAGGCAGGGAUUUUAGAGUGUAAUGGGAUCCAAAGUGUGAGAACGGGGUCCUUUCUCCAUCAAAUAUUUGGAGAUCGACCCACUCUGGGAAAUGCAAUGUGCGGACCAACUUGCGGAGGUCACUGUGUCCCGUUCAACAGCUUUGCCGACGCCCCGACCUCAAUCAGCUACGCGUUCGGGUGUAAGUGUCCAGCACAACGGUGCAGUCCUGGACCGAUUCCCGACCCAUUGGAUAACCCAUCCUACAAAGUGGCCUGUACGCCAGACCAGAGCUGUACCUGUGCCGGGAUGGGAUAUGGAACAUAUUCUGGCCACCUUUGCAACUGGGUGAAUAUUAAUACGCAGCAGAAAGUGACUUUCGCCCAAAUGUCGACAAACCAAGGACGCCAACCUAUCCAACUGCACCCAGCUAUACUUCCGGUUAGUUGGUGCUCCUGCUGCCCUGCUGGAAAUUUCUAUUGAUAAAUUUCCACGUGUUUUUGGAAUAUAAUAAUUAUUGCCAGUUUUAAUUCUCAUCUGCAAACAAAUAAAAAA